This is a messenger RNA of Gongylonema pulchrum, 651 nucleotides long. NCBI's taxonomy places the organism in Eukaryota, Metazoa, Nematoda, Chromadorea, Rhabditida, Gongylonematidae. The record is from the annotation of a GenBank genome assembly.
UUGGUUCCAUCUUACAGACGUUCUUCUGCAGUGUUUGUUUUUUAUUCCUUUACUACUAAAAGAGAACAAUCAAUCACUGUGUAUUUUCAGUCUCAUGCGCAUCUGCAUUUAAAAGUUGGCCAUUCAUCGGCAGAAGCUCUUUACGUUGCUGCUUCAUCAAAAAAUGAAUUCCUGAAAACACCAUUGCCGUACAUUUUGCCAUACCUAAAAGCGCACGAUAAGCAAGCGUACUUGGUGAAGCGGUGCCGCGAUUUGGCCGCUGAUUUGUGCAUGAAAAAUUAUCAUUGGCAAGGUGGAGGAAGUGAACCAGUAGAACGUAAAGACGUGAUUUUUAGAAUGGGUGCAAAUCCUUUAGUGAGCGAUAUUGCUGCGCCGUUUUCAUCAGUUUUUUAUCUGAAAAAGCCCGCCAGGCCGUCAAAGUUGCAGUGCACUAAGAAAUCCUACUACGUUUACCAGAGUAGUGUUCAUCCGCCUCAUUUCGAACUGGUACUAGAUGGUGGCCGCGAGCGGUUCGAGGUUGAUCGUGGUGCAAAGAAUCUCUGGCGAACAAUCCUGCUUUUUAUUCAGCACAUUCGUCUCUUCAACAAUUGUCAACUUGGUAAUAUCAGAAUAGAUCGCGUCGGUGUCAACCUCGCAUGUGUUCUUGAAUAA